AUGGCUUUGUUUACUGGUGCUCUGCUUGCAGCAGUUAUAAUAGUAGUAGCAGGUGAUUGUACUAAACCACGGUCAGCAUUUACGGCAAAGAUGACAAGCAGCAUGGUCGGAGACAAAAAUAAAAAUUUACCUAUCGUCUUCGAUACAGUCUUGACAAACGUCGGCAAUGACUACAAUUCUGAAGAUGGCAAAUUUACUACCAGAAUUGCAGGAACGUACGUUUUCUCCUUAACUCUAAUGAGUGAGCACUCAUCUGACAGCCAUGUGUAUGGUUGUUUGCUUUUGAAUGGCGAAGACCAGGUCUGCGUCUGGUCCAAUGGACGCAACGGCUACGAGAUGUCAAGCAAUACGAUCACAGUUAAUUUGGAAUGUGGUGAUGUCGUUCACAAUAUCCUAAAAAAGAAUCGCAUUCGCUCACUUCACAACGACGGUCAAGCUGGAUACUGUUCAUUUACUGGCUUCUUGCUUUAUCCAGAAGUAUAA
Anneissia japonica is the source of this 483-nucleotide messenger RNA. Its product is annotated as C1q-related factor-like. Bases 1 to 483 code for a protein of 160 amino acids. The transcript has a single exon. Gene Ontology annotation, molecular function: protein binding. NCBI's taxonomy places the organism in Eukaryota, Metazoa, Echinodermata, Crinoidea, Comatulida, Comatulidae. The record is from RefSeq and is a predicted model, not a curated record.